AUGGACGACCUGAGCUUGAACGUCCAGCGCUACCGGCCCGAGGAACUUGACAAGCUGGCUCGCAACACCAAGUUUUCGAGAAAGGAAAUCCAGCUCAUCUAUCGAGGAUUCAAACAGGUGAGGAAAAUCGAGUGAUGGUGAGUCGAUAGUGAAAUUGUGAUGGUUGUGGAUGAGUGGUGGUGGUGCGGUAAUGACGCCACCCACUACGCCCACUACGUGUUCAAGACAUUCACGCAGAACACGCAGGGCCAGAUCAGCUUCGAGGACUUCCUCGCGGCCCUCUCCACGGUGUCACGAGGCACGACGCAGGAGAAGCUUCAGUGGAUCUUCGGCCUCUACGACGUCAACAACGACGGCCUCAUCACCAAAGCGGAGAUGGUGGACGUCGUGAGCGCCAUCUACGAGAUGAUGGGCCGAUCCACCGAGCCGCAGGUGGAGGAGACGUCCGCCAAGGAGCAUGUGGAGAAGAUCUUUCAUCUGAUCGACAGGAACCAGGACGGCGCCAUCACCCUGGAGGAGUUGGCCGAGUGGGUGUCUCGGGACGAAACCAUCGUGCAGAGCCUCAGCAUGAUGGACACGGUGCUCUACACGAGGCGGGAGCGCGGCGCCGAUCCCACAAAAAAAAGAACACAGGAACCCACAAGAACCUCUAGGAACCCACGAAAGAACACAGGAACCUCUAGGAACCGAGAUUCUGUGGCUUGUGAUGGCCGAGAUACAGGCCGUGCCCUUCCGAAUACGCCCUUCAAGUUCCACAUAAAACGACAGGUUUCCAAAAAGAUCGGUUCGUCUUAUAAUCACGAAAGCUCGGUAUCUCUAAUAUGUUGCUCCCCAGGCGACUCCAGAACCCUUGGAGAAGGAGAUACACGCAAGGAGCCUGGGUACUCGCAAGGACUUUGGGUAUUCUUAAGGGCCUUGGAUAUUCGCAAAGACCUUGGGUACUCACAAGGACCUUGCAUACUCCCAUGGUCCCUGGAUACUCGCAAGGACCCUUAG
This is a messenger RNA of Penaeus indicus, 996 nucleotides long. Its product is annotated as neuronal calcium sensor 1-like. Lineage: Eukaryota; Metazoa; Arthropoda; Malacostraca; Decapoda; Penaeidae. Gene Ontology annotation, molecular function: calcium ion binding. The record is from RefSeq and is a predicted model, not a curated record. The transcript is spliced from 7 exons.